This is a messenger RNA of Globicephala melas (long-finned pilot whale), 4127 nucleotides long. RefSeq names its product protocadherin beta-14. Lineage: Eukaryota; Metazoa; Chordata; Mammalia; Artiodactyla; Delphinidae. Gene Ontology annotation, molecular function: calcium ion binding. The record is from RefSeq and is a predicted model, not a curated record. Gene Ontology annotation, cellular component: plasma membrane. Gene Ontology annotation, biological process: homophilic cell-cell adhesion.
CAGAUCACAACUUGUAGUUCAAUACCUUAGGAAAGGUUUCAGUGAUGUCCAAAAAUAUGGAUUAGAUUUUAUUUAUUUUAACAGGCACUUAACAAGCACUUACUAGCCACUUUGUAAAAAUUAACUCAUUAGAUUCCUAUGAUAAUAAUCCUACGAGGUAAACACUAUUAUUACCCCUAUUUUACAGUUAAGGAAGCAGAGGUACAUAACUUGCCCAAGACUUAAGAUAGUGAGUAGGAGAACUAGGAUUCUAAUGUAGACAUUUUGGUUCCAGAAUCCAUGUUCAUAACCACUAUGCAAUGCUGUCUCCUAGGUAUAAGAUGUCCGUUCUUGGUAUUUAUAUAUUACUAUUUACCUGUGCAUACAUUCUGGCAUAUUUUAAUUACUUGCCUGACAAAUUUUCUAGACUGUGAGCUCCAUAAAGAUGCACAUAUGUAUUUUUAAAAAUAUACAAGUGAAAAAAGCAAUGACAUUACUAACUAUAAUCGACUGAAAUCUAUAAGUGUUUACAAGCGUGUAGGGGAGGAUAUAUUUGCAAUUACUCAAUAAAUGGCCUGAAUAAAAUAUCAUUUCUUCAGUUCAGGACAUUUUAAUGGUUCCUCUUGUUGGGCAUUCAAAACAGUGAUAAUUCAGUGCACUUCAUGAACCUUGUUUAAAUACUGAUUCGAACAAACCAACAGUAAAACAUAUUUUGGAGGAAAAUGUGUAAAAACAAACACAGAUUGACUAUAAAUUAUAUUAAGCUACCAGCACUAAAUUUGUAGAUUGUGAUAGUGGUAUAGUAUAUAUUUUUAAAGUCGUUAUCUAUUACAGAUACUUAGUGAAGUAUUUAGAGGUAAAAAUACGUGAUGUCUGGGAUUUGCUUUAAAAUACUCCAGAUGAAUUUAUGAAUUACUUGUUCAAAGAGAAAAAAAAAAUUCUACUGAAAAAAUUCAUAGAGACACAUGGUGGCGCUGCAGGAUAAGAUGAAAAGAGUGCUUCUACAACACUGUGGGCUCCAUUAUUCACGGAAACAGAGAACAUCCAACCCACUGAAAAGAGAGGUAUUAAGGAGCUUCACCUACAGACCUGCUGGAGGUUUAUAUACUCUCUAGAAGUUUCCAACUAAAAAGAGAAUCAGAGCCUCAGCUUGCAAAAUUAGAGCUGAACUUAAAUUUUUCUACAAAAGAGGUUUCUUGAAGAAACCAUGGAGGUCAGAGGGGCACUCGUUCUGCGGAAAAGGCAAGUUCUGUUUAUCUUUGUUUUACUGGGAUUGUCUCAGGCAGGUCCUGAGUCUGUGCGCUAUUCUGUGGCAGAGGAAACAGAAAUUGGCUCUUUUGUGGCCAAUCUGGCAAGGGAUCUGGGGCUUGGGGUGGAGGAGCUCUCUUCUCGGGAGGCGCGGGUAGUGUGUGAUGAUAAUGAAAAGCAUUUGCACCUCGAUUUGCUGACCGGGGAUUUGCUCGUAAAUGAGAAACUGGACCGGGAAGAGCUGUGUGACUCCACGGAGCCCUGUGUUCUGCAUUUUCAGAUGGUACUGGAAAACCCUUUACAGUUUUUUCGGGCUGAGCUGCAUAUCAAAGAUAUAAAUGAUCACUCCCCUACAUUUCUUGACAAGGAAAUAGUUAUUAAAAUAUCAGAGAGUACCAUUAUUGGAACCACAUUCCUAAUGGAGAGUGCCCAAGAUUUGGAUGUAGGAAGCAACAGUCUCCAAAACUACACAGUUAGCCCGAAUUCUCAUUUCCACAUUAAAAUUCAAGACAGUGGUGAUGGAAAGAUAUACCCUGAACUAGUCCUGCACAGAGCGUUGGACCAUGAGGAGGAGCCUGAGCUCAGAUUAACACUCAUAGCACUGGAUGGUGGAUCCCCGCCCAGGUCUGGGACAACUUUGGUCCUCGUCAAGGUCUUGGACAUCAAUGACAAUGCCCCAGAGUUUCCUCAGAGGCUCUACGAGGUGCAGGUCCUGGAGGACACACCUGUUGGCUCUUGGAUUAUCACCAUCUCUGCUAAGGAUUUGGAUGCAGGAAACUAUGGGAAAAUAUCUUACACAUUUUUUCACGCAUCAGAAGAUAUUCGUAAAACAUUUGAAAUCAAUCCACUAUCUGGGGAAGUUCAUUUGCGAUCACACUUGGACUUUGAAGCAAUACAGUCACACAUUAUAAAUAUUCAGGCAACAGAUGGUGGGGGUCUUUCGGAAGAAUGCACUCUUCUGGUUAAAGUAAUAGAUAUAAAUGACAAUCCACCAGAAGUGACCAUGUCAUCAAUUACAAAGAUAAUUCCAGAGAACGCCUCAGAGACCCUUGUGGCUCUUUUUAGUGUCCGAGACCAAGACGCUGGGGAAAAUGGGAGGAUCGUUUGCUCUAUUCAAGAUGACCUCCCAUUUUUUCUGAAACAGACCUUCAAGAACUUUUUCACUCUAGUUGCAGAAAAAGCACUGGACAGAGAGGAAAGAGCCGAGUACAACAUCACCAUCACCGUCACUGACAUGGGAACCCCCAGGCUGAAAACCGAGCACAACAUAACCGUGCUGGUGUCCGACGUCAACGACAACGCCCCCGCCUUCACCCAGACCUCCUACACCCUGUCCGUCCGCGAGAACAACAGUCCCGCCCUGCACAUCGGCAGCGUCCGCGCCACAGACAGAGACGCGGGCGCCAACGCCCAGGUCACCUACUCGCUGCUGCCGCCCCUCGACGCGCACGUGCCCCUGGCCUCCCUGGUGUCCAUCAACCCGGACAACGGCCACCUGUUCGCCCUGAGGUCCCUGGACUACGAGGCCCUGCGGGCGUUCGAGUUCCGCGUGGGCGCCGCCGACCGCGGCUCGCCCGCGCUCAGCAGCCAGGCGCUGGUGCGCGUGCUCGUGGCGGACGACAACGACAACGCGCCCUACGUGCUGUACCCGCUGCAGAACGCCUCGGCGCCCUGCACCGAGCUGGUGCCCAGGGCGGCCGAGGCGGGCUACCUGGUGACCAAGGUGGUGGCGGUGGACGGCGACUCGGGCCAGAACGCCUGGCUGUCGUACCAGCUGCUCAAGGCCACGGAGCCCGGGCUGUUCGGCGUGUGGGCGCACAACGGCGAGGUGCGCACGGCCCGGCUGCUGAGCGAGCGCGACGCGGCCAAGCACAGGCUGGUGGUGCUGGUCAAGGACAACGGCGAGCCGCCGCUCUCGGCCAGCGUCACGCUGCACGUGCUGCUGGUGGACGGCUUCUCGCAGCCCUACCUGCCGGCCCCGGAAGCGGAAGCGGCGGACGCGGCCCCGGCCGCCCCGCUCACCGUCUACCUGGUGGUGGCCUUGGCGUCGGUGUCGUCGCUCUUCGUCUUCUCGGUGCUGGUGUUCGUCGCGGUGCGGCUGUGCAGGAGGGGCGGGGCGGCCUCGGUGGGUCGCUGCUCGGUGCCCGAGGGCCCCUUUCCGGGCCACCUGGUGGACGUCAGCGGCACGGGGACCCUGUCCCAGAGCUACCAGUACGAGGUGUGUCUCAUGGGAGGUACUGGGACGAAUGAGUUUAAAUUUCUGAAGCCGAUUAUCCCUAAUCUUCCAGUCCAAGACACCGGUAGGCAUAUAGGAGAAAAUGAGAACUUUAGGAAUAGCUUUGGAUUCAACAUUCAAUAAAAUAAUUUACUUUAAACUUCUAAUAUUUUGUCAUUCUUGGCAAACUGUGGAUCCAUUUUGUCAAUCUGUAAUAGAUUUUACGUUGGACGGUAGUUGCAUGCAUUAUCAUUCCUCAUGUUCUCCUCACAGUUGCUUUAAAAAUCUUUAUUUGUGGCUAUAAUGACGUGGAAAAAUAAUCUGUGUUCUGCUUUUUCAUAUAUUUGGUCAAAAUGUCAUAUUAAUGGAGUUAUUGCUAAUUUUUUGUUCUGAUAAUGGCAUAGUUAUGCAAGACGAUGUUAUUAUUUGGAGGUGCAAACUCAAGUAUUAAGAGCAAAUGCCACAAUGUAUGUAAUUUACUUCUAGACAUUUCAUCAAAGCAUAGAUACAGCAAAAAUUAAAAAUGCUGUUGUAGAGAACGGACUUAAGGAUAUGGGGAGGGGAAGGGUGAGCUGUGACAAAGCGAGAGAGAAGCAUGGACAUAUAUACACUACCAAACAUAAGGCAGAUAGCUAGUGAGAAGCAGCCGCAUAGCACAGGGAGAUCAGCUCGGUGCUUUGUGACC